Messenger RNA from Daphnia magna, 1170 nucleotides. RefSeq lists its product as uncharacterized. The transcript has a single exon. Bases 1 to 1170 code for a protein of 389 amino acids. Lineage: Eukaryota; Metazoa; Arthropoda; Branchiopoda; Diplostraca; Daphniidae. Gene Ontology annotation, molecular function: nucleic acid binding. The record is from RefSeq and is a predicted model, not a curated record.
AUGAUGGACAAUUAUCGUUGGGUAAAUGGCCCAGCCUUCUUGCAGCAAGAAGAAAAAGCAUGGCCGAUAACCAUUAAGCUUCCUGAACCUUCUGUCGAAGAUCCAGAGGUAUCAGCCACCAACUGGAUUGGGCUCGUUUACGGCCCCGCUGAAGAAAAUAGGCUUCGCUCACUUUUGGAACGAAAUUCCAACAAUGACGUAGUGAUGCAAAUUGUUGCAUGGAUUCUUCGUUUUCUUUCCAACUCGAAAUUGAAAUUGCUGUAUCGUGACAAAUCAUGCAUUGGUGUCAAAUGCAUUAAGCACGCUGACAAUCAUUGCAUCAAAUCUGCGCAUUUGGAGAUAUAUUCCGAAGAAAUAGAGGCUUUAAAGGUCAAAAGGCCUUUAAAAUUGAGUUCAACGCUGAUAACUUUAUCGCCAUUUCUGGACGAGCAAGGAAUAUUGCGAGUAGGAGGUCGCUUGAAUUACGCUCCUCUUUCGUUCGACAUCAAGCAUCCUAAAAUCCUGCCCCAUGAUCAUCCACUCACGCGUUUAAUCGUCAUGAGAGAGCAUGAUCUACUGUUCCAUCCAUCUACAGAAAGACUGCUCAGCUCAAUAAGGUCUCAAUAUUGGAUCAUCAAAGGACGAGUAGCUAUCAAAAGGUAUCUGCACAAGUGCUUUACUUGCAAACGGCAUAGACCUACUCCCUGCAUUCCUUUAAUAGCCCCGCUUCCGCGUCAUCGCCUUGUCUCGUUCCAACGUCCUUUCACCCAUGUGGGAAUAGACUAUUUCGGCCCGUGCAACAUCACCAUUUUUUGCCGCAAGGUAAAACGUUAUGUUUUACUGAUAACGUGUCUCAACACUACGGCGGUACACUUGGAAGUUGCAGCCUCACUUGACUUGUCGUCUUUUCUGAUCGCCUUUGCUUCGUUCACCGCUCGAAGAGAUCGUCCUUCAGUCGUGUAUAGUGACAAUGGAACGCAAAUUGUUGCUGGAGACAAAGCAAUUCAACAAGGCGUCCAGCGUCUCAAAGAGCAAAAUAUCGUCGGACAAAUGGUUAAACGAGAAAUCGAACAGCAUUUCUCACCACCAUUGGCGCCACAUUUCAGAGACGUUUGGGAAAGUCUCGUAAAAUCAGCAAAGGUGGCUCUGGAAGCCAUUGUGGAAUCACGUCCGCUUAACGAAGAGCUUUAA